Xenopus tropicalis (tropical clawed frog) is the source of this 1361-nucleotide messenger RNA. It is a transcript of the gene exosc6, whose product is annotated as exosome component 6. NCBI's taxonomy places the organism in Eukaryota, Metazoa, Chordata, Amphibia, Anura, Pipidae. Gene Ontology annotation, cellular component: nucleus; cytoplasm; nucleolus. The record is from RefSeq and is marked provisional.
AUAGUAUCACCCAGUGCAUAGCCAUGCCGGGAGACAGCCGCCGUAUUCGUGGCCCCGAAGAGUCGCAGUCCCCUUUGCUCUAUGUACUGAGUGAAGAAGGAGGAAAAGCCGCAGGGAGAAGGGGCCGCGGUCCGUCAGAGCCCCGGCCGGUGUUUGUCAGGGCCGGCCUCCUGAGCCAGGCUAAAGGCUCCGCGUACCUGGAGGCCGGGAGUGGCGGCACUAAAGUGCUGUGCGCAGUUCAUGGGCCGCGGGAGCGCGGGAUGGGAGGGGAGAGAGCAGAGACCCGGGGCCGCCUGCUCUGUGACCUGCGCUGGGCUCCCUUCUCCCGCCGCGGACCCUGGUCUGGCUCUUGCCCCGCUGGGCCCUCUCCCCGCCAGGCCGGGCUGCAACUACAGGAAAGUCUGGAACCGGCCGUGCGAUUGGAUCGCUACCCCCGAGCGGAGGUGAUAGUGUGGGUCCUAGUGCUGGAGGAUCGCGGCUCUGCGCUGCCUGCGGCCGUGUCUUGUGCCUCGCUGGCUUUGGCCGAUGCUGGGAUAGAGAUGUUUGACCUGGCGCUCGGAUGUGGGCUAAGCCGCGGCCCCGGUGGGGAGCUUCUGCUGGAUCCGGAUGAUGAUGAAGAGGAGGCUGGGAGUGGGGGCACCAUGAGCCUGAGCCUCUUGCCAACCCUUAAUCAGGUUUCUGGACUUAUUAGCAGUGGAGAGUGGGAAGGCGAGAGCUCGGAGGAAGCGGUUAGACUCUGCAUGGAAGGCUGCCAGAGAUUGUACCCAGUUUUGCACCAGUGCCUAGUGAAAGCCACUAAAAGGAAAAUACCAGUGCCACAGCCUGACACAAACUGAUCCUCGUAGCUUUGGGUGCAGCUCUCCUUUCUAAGGCAAACUAAUAGUGCUGCAAAGCAGGCAAUGUCUACUUUCUGCUCUAUAGUGGAUCGGGACCACCCGAAGACAAAGCCACCAUCGCUGGCUGAUCAAAUGUAUUGUUGAAGUGUUAUAUUCUGUAUAUGGUCAGCUGAAAAUUAUAGCUCUGUAUUCAUGUUGAAUGUGAAAGGCGUAUAGUAUCUAUACAGAACUUGUUUGCCAGUCAAUCUGCUUUAACAGCUGCUCUCUAAAGACAGAAAUAACACUGAUUUCAGUUUACUAUGGCAUUUAGAAUAUCCCUUUACUGGGAACUUACUGUACCAGCUACUGUCACUUAUUUCCUUAAAAGGGAAUCUCCACCUGGUUUCUGUUUAAAACUCCAUUUUCAUGGGGCAAAAUUAUUUUCUAUAGACAGCCUUAGGCUUUUUUCCCUGCUGUAGAUGAUCAUAGGCGUUUUUUUUAAAAACAAACUAUGCACUUGGCAUUACCAUAAAACAUUAAAGGCUU